This is a messenger RNA of Symbiodinium necroappetens, 2331 nucleotides long. Lineage: Eukaryota; Dinophyceae; Suessiales; Symbiodiniaceae. The record is from the annotation of a GenBank genome assembly.
AUGGCCAAGGGCCGCGGCAGAGGCAGAGGUCGCGGAGGUCGCGGUAAGAAGAAAGGCAAAGGCAAAGGCAAGGGCGGAAAAGGCGGAAAGAGUGGCGCAAAGGGAGGAAAGAAAAAGGAUCAAGCUCAGAAGAGUGCCAAGAAGCGAGAUCAAGAAUUGAAGCGUGCAGCUGAGCAUGUUGGGGAGACCUCCCGUCGACAGCGGCAGCGGCUGAGCGAUGGCUUCAUCCCGCGGGAUGAGCAAUCGAUUUAUGUCCGCAACCUGCCCGAGACCUUGCAGUCGAAGCAUGAGUUGAAGGAGGCGCUCCGGAAGUUUGGUGAAGUCACGCACGUCCACCUCGAGCAUCGCUUGAAAUUUGGAUUUGCUCGCUUCGGGACGAAAGAAGGUGCAGAUGCUGCGAUGCAUGCCGGGAAAGUCCUGGUCUUGGACAAAGAGAUUGAGAUAUGCUCUGCUCAGAAGGAGCAGCGAUAUCAGAAAGACCCCCUGACCGAAGAUGAAAACGAAACUGAGGCCGAGGACAACGCUGCAAGCCAUGCGGCAAGCGAUGCCGCGGAAGACGCGGCGGCAGACGCCCCGGAGAUGGACGGGAUGGAUUACCGGCGAGACUUGGAAUCUGGUUCGGAGGCUUCAAUGGCCAGGGAAGAGUCUUGGGCGCGCCAGGACAUGUCAGAACCAGAGGCAGAGGAAGCCGAGCUCGCUGAAAGAAACCGGGUACUGGGCAUACUCGAGGCCAUUCGCUUUUCCACCGCAGAGGUGCUGCGCAAAGCCAACAGCAAGCUGGCCCUGUCCGAGCUGGAAUCUUGCUCAGACAUCACCCAGCUCAAAGAGGAGCUGCCAGGCAAGAGCGCCCUAGUGCAAAUCCUUCGGGCGCUUGGGAGCAGUUUCAAAGUCAAAGACAGGGGCGACGGCGUCUUCAUGGUGUCCCUGACGAAGAUCGACAAGGCACCACUCCGCGCCAAGGUGGCAGAUGCCUUUCUUGCUUCGGAUGGCAGCGGCAGGGCGCCCGCCUCCAAAUCUCGUCGCAAUGCCCGCAAGCCUGCGAAAGGCAAGGGGAAGGGCGGCAAGUCAAAGGGGAAAGCGAAGGGCAAACAUGGUAAAGGAGAAGGGGCAGGAAAAAAGCUGAAAAAGAAGCCGAUUGUCGUCAAUUCCAAGCGAAAGCGAGAGGAAUCCCCUGAGUCCGAGGCCCAUGAGGUGCGGUCCAAUCCUCGUGGUGGUGAUGCAGCCGCUUCGCCCACUCCGCCAGCAUCACCUCGCAGGAGGCCACAGUCACCCCCGGCUCUUUCUUACAGGAUCGACCCCCCAGUGCCAUCACCCCCACCAGUACCGACGCCCGCACCACCGCGGCCACCGCCUGUGCCCUUGCCUCCACCUGCGCCCUUGCCCUUGCCCCCACCAGCAAAGGCCACAAGCCCUCCACCAACACAACCUGCACCCCGUGCACCCCUGCCUCCACCGCCACCUGCAGCGCCAGAGCCUCUGCCCAAUCCUGCACCCCUGCCACGGCCUGCACUCCCCGUGCCUCGGCCACCGCUCCCAGCCCCGGCCCCCCCGGCUCCUCCCCCGGCACUUUCACUUCCAAUGACCCCUGCCCCAACAAGCUCUACACCAGCCGCCCAACCACCUCCACCGCCACAACUCUCUGGGGAACCCGCCACAGCGAUCGGAACGUCUGAAACCUCACGGCCCAAGCACAAAGCAUCAGCUUCAGCUCAAGCGCCAAACGUGUCAUCUCAUGUUCCGACAGCGUGGCUUCCACCAGCGGCUGUCCAGCCGAUGCAGUCAGCAAGGACACCUGGAACCGUGCCGCCACGUUCACUGCCAGAACCUGCAGUGCCACCACCCCGGGCAGAGGUAACUGCCAUGCCAUCCCCAAGAGCUGCAGCUGCAGAACUUCGCAUGCCUCCAUUCGUGCUUCCACAGCCACCACCAGCGGGGCCUGCAGCGGUUGCCCCUCGUGCGACAUUUCAGCCGCACCAGCCACCACCUGCACCACCACCUCCACCAGCAGCAGCACCUGCAGUGUGCCAUUCAGGGCAGCGGCCGCCACCUCCUCCAGCGGCUCUUCUGCCUGGAGCUGCUCCUGCAGCGAGAGCUCCACUCCCGCCUCCGGCACCUGUACCUCCAAGUCCCAGCCCUCCACCUCCAAUACUCCCACAAGGGUACGGCCCGUCAGUGCGCUCCGUCCCAGAACCUCCACCCCCACCGCCACCACCGCCCGCACCCCCACGACAAUCCUUGCAACCCCCCUCAAUCAGCUCUGAGCCACCAACCGAGGGUGCCGCCCCGAAGCGAAGGCCGCCACGGCCAUCUGUGGCUCCGCACCUGCGCUGA